This is a messenger RNA of Plasmodium relictum, 672 nucleotides long. Its product is annotated as Plasmodium exported protein, unknown function. NCBI's taxonomy places the organism in Eukaryota, Apicomplexa, Aconoidasida, Haemosporida, Plasmodiidae. The record is from RefSeq and is a predicted model, not a curated record. The coding region runs from base 1 to 672 and encodes 223 amino acids. The transcript is spliced from 2 exons.
AUGAAUACGAUAACAAAUAUUAUCUUAAAUAUUACUAAAAAACCUAAACAUUACUCCCAUAUAGAUGAUUCUUUUAUUGCCUUUGAUACUUCAUCUUCAAAAGUAUAUUCUACAAGAGAGAAGAUAAAUAGAUUNGUUUUUCUUAUAAAAUUUUUUUUAUUUAUUUUUUUAAUUUGGAUAUUACAAUGUUCCAAUAAUUUUACUUGUAAAUCCAUGGAUAUAAAAUACAUCUUAAAAGAUAAGUUUGAUUUAAGAAUUGCAAGAUCUUUAGCUGAAGGUAGAGAGAUAAUUAAAUCAAUAGAUGUAGAAUCAAAAAUAAAUCUAUCAGAUGUAAUGAAAGAAAGAUAUUUGGAACAAGAUAUAAUAAAAACAAACUCAUCAAUAGAAAUAGAAAAAAUAUGUUCAGAAACAGGUACAGAAAGUAUAAAAAAAUCAAAUAAAUCUAGUGUGGGAAAUUUAAAAAAGUGUAAACAUAUUUUUAGUAAUUUUCUUUCAUUUUUUAUCGUAAUUUUACCAAUAGUUUCUUACACAAUAUCUAACUUUCUAUUUGAUGAUCUAUUAUAUAGUCAUAAGUUACUUGAUAGUUGCAUGUUAUUAAUUGGUUUUUCUAUUUUUUUUAAUUCUCUUCGCAUAGUAGAUCUAUUGAAAAGUAAGAAUAACUUAAAAAUAUAA